CUCUCUCUCUCUCUCUCUCUCUCUGUGCUAUUAAAAACAAAAAACCCAUCUUCCUCUUUUCCAUCCUCUGUCUAUUCCCAUUUCAGUGCUUGGAAUGGCUUCAUCCAGAAACACCACUAUUACUAAUAUUGGUAUUCUUUUUCUUUUCCUUUGUGCUUUCCUUGCCCAAGUUGCCCUCUGUUAUUCUGCUAAGGUCUAUGUGGUCUAUAUGGGAAGCAGAGAUGGUCAUGACCCAGAUGAGAUUUUGAUUCAGAACCACCAAUUCCUCACUGAUUUUCAUGGUGGAAGUGUUGAACAAGCCAGGGCAUCUCAUGUCUACAGUUACAGACAUGGUUUCAGAGGCUUUGCAGCCAGGUUGACAGAGGACCAAGCUUCUGAAAUUGCCAAGAUGCCUGGAGUGGUGUCGGUGUUUCCAAACAACCGCAGGAGGCUUCACACGACUCAUUCAUGGGAUUUCAUGGGUCUUUUGGGAGAAGAAACCAUGGAAAUCCCUGGGUAUUCCACCAAGAACCAAGUUAAUGUCGUUAUCGGCUUCAUUGAUACCGGAAUUUGGCCUGAAUCCCCAAGUUUCAGUGAUGCUCACAUGCCUCCAGUGCCGGCUAAAUGGAAAGGGAAAUGCGAAUCAGGAGAAGGAUUCAAUGCUUCAACUUGCAACAGGAAAAUAAUAGGAGCAAGAUUUUAUUUGAGUGGGUAUGAGGCUGAAGAAGAUCCGAUCAAGACAAUGUCAUUCAGGUCCCCGAGGGACAGCUCUGGUCACGGUAGCCACACAGCAUCCAUAGCUGCCGGCCGCUUCGUGACAAACAUGAACUAUAAUGGUUUGGCAGCCGGUGGAGCUAGAGGAGGUGCACCAAUGGCCAGAAUUGCAGUGUACAAGACAUGUUGGGACUCUGGCUGCUACGAUGUUGAUUUAUUGGCUGCAUUCGAUGAUGCUAUCAGAGAUGGGAUUCAUAUUUUGUCUCUGUCUCUGGGUCCUGACUCUCCUCAGGGAGAUUAUUUCAGCGAUGCCAUAUCAGUGGGGUCGUUCCAUGCUGCUAGCCAUGGAAUUGUGGUGGUUUCCUCAGUUGGAAAUGAGGGAAACCAGGGUUCUGCAACAAACCUUGCUCCGUGGAUGAUCACUGUUGGUGCUAGCUCAACAGACCGUGACUUUGCAUCCAAUAUCAUGCUUGGAGACGCCAUCAACAUCACGGGUGAAAGUCUCAGUCUACUUCAAAUGAGCACCUCCACAAGGAUCAUCUCUGCUUCGGAAGCCUAUGCUGGGUACUUCACUCCUUAUCAAUCCAGUUACUGUUUGGAGAGUUCAUUGAAUAGUACUAAGGCCAGAGGGAAGGUUCUAGUAUGCCAACACGCUGAAAGUUCAACCGAGUCUAAGCUGGCAAAAAGCAAAGCAGUUGAAGCAGCCGGUGGAGUGGGGAUGAUUCUUGUAGAUGAAACAGAUAAAGAUGUCGCUAUUCCCUUUGUAAUCCCGGCAGCUAUUGUUGGAAAAAAAAAAGGAAACAAGAUCCUGACUUACAUUAAGCAUACACGCAAGCCAAUGGCUAGGAUUUUCUCUGCGAAGACCGUCUUAGGAUCUCAACCUGCUCCUCAAAUUGCAGCAUUUUCUUCAAAAGGCCCAAAUGCGUUAACCCCAGAAAUUCUGAAGCCCGAUGUCGUAGCUCCUGGAUUAAAUAUCCUAGCAGCCUGGUCGCCAGCAAUUGGAAAAUUGCAGUCUAACAUUCAGUCUGGCACGUCCAUGGCUUGCCCACACAUAACAGGAAUUGCAGCCUUGAUCAAAGCUGUGCAUCCUUUGUGGUCUCCAUCUGCUAUCAAAUCUGCAAUCAUGACAACUGCUACCGCCUUAGACAAGCAUCACAGACCGAUCACAGUCGACCCUGAAGGAAGGCGGGGAAACGCGUUUGACUAUGGUGCUGGCUUUGUGAACCCAACUAGAGUCUUAAAUCCCGGGCUUAUCUAUGACACACAGCCAACAGAUUAUAAAGCUUUUCUCUGUUCAAUUGGUUACAAUGAGAGAAUGCUGCAUCUGAUAACAAGAGACAACAGCACAUGUAAUCAAACAUUUGCAACACCAAAUGGCCUCAAUUAUCCAUCUAUCACAGUACCCAAUCUUAAGGACAAUUUCUCAGUAACGCGAACUGUGACAAAUGUUGGGGACCGAAAAAGCGUUUAUAGAGCUCUAGUCUUGUCUCCAAUGGGAAUCAAUGUGACAGUUGUGCCAAGGUUGUUAGUCUUCAACAGGUACGGUCAGAAGAUCAGUUUCACUGUGAAUUUCAAGGCGGAAGCUCCAUCAGAGGCCUAUGCAUUUGGGUUCUUGACAUGGAGAAGCAGAAAAUCACGGGUAACCACGCCGCUGGUGGUCCGUCACACACGUUCCAAGUUGGGAUUACUCAGAUGACAGGGCUGAAAUUGAAGAAAUUGUUAUAGGAACUUUGAAGAUCAAAUAUCAAUUGUCAAUCACAGUUUAGUUAUUUUCUUUGAAAUUUCUAUCAUAUGUUUAAAAGAAACCAACAUACAAGCAAUAUAAAUUCAAAUUGAUUAAUUUUUUCUCGUCAUAUAUUGUGAUUGCUGAA
Molecule: messenger RNA, 2564 nt
Organism: Camellia sinensis
Lineage: Eukaryota; Viridiplantae; Streptophyta; Magnoliopsida; Ericales; Theaceae
Product: subtilisin-like serine-protease S
Biological process (GO): proteolysis
Molecular function (GO): serine-type endopeptidase activity
Source: RefSeq, a predicted model, not a curated record